CACGGUGCAUCGUUACCGUUCUUUGCGUUCAUGGGUAACGACAUCUACAACUAUAUGCUGAAGUUCUGCAGAAGUUCACCAAUCGAAUUAUUCCACGUCAAAAUUCCACAUAUGUGGGCGCUGUUAUUCGCAGCUUGCGUUAUGCAAUGGGUUUGUAUACGAUUCGUGUAUCGUUUGAACGCAGAGGUUCGAGCGUUGACCGUUACGUUGGUGGUCACUUUGCGUAAGUUUUUGUCGCUAUUGAUCUCGAUUCUGUGGUUCAAGAAUCCGUUCACGAUACAACACUGGAUCGGCGCGAUACUCGUCUUCUCGGGAACGCUCGCCUUCGCGGACAUUUGGGAUAAAUUUUCGUCGAAGAAAGAACUGGAGAAGAAGAGUGAGUAG
Molecule: messenger RNA, 384 nt
Organism: Anisakis simplex (herring worm)
Lineage: Eukaryota; Metazoa; Nematoda; Chromadorea; Rhabditida; Anisakidae
Source: the annotation of a GenBank genome assembly